UUUUUUUCCGAUUUUUGUUUUUUGUGUUGCUCUUCUGGGUGCCUCCAUUACAUAUUUUAUGGCAAUCUUUUUUUUUAUUUCAAAAAUCUCUUCCCACUCGUUUUUUAGCGUUGACACACACAUUUCUGACUUAAUUUCAAAGCAAUUUAACGCUCUUUUUAAGAUGCGGGAAUUUUUUUAUUGAGUUUAUUUUAUUUUUUAUCAUUUUUCUUGUAAUUCUUCUUCAUUCUAUUUUCUAAAAUAGCAACAUUUUUUGUGUGUAUUUUAAUUUUUAAGAUUUUAGGAAAUAUUUUUAGGGCGAUAAGAGGGAACCUUUUGAAACUGUGACCAAAAAAAUUUUUUUUAAUAAUUUGUUUGGAGGGGUCAAAGAUGCCAAAAAUAUUGGCACUAGUCGACCAUUCUCUUGGUGACAGAAUUUUUAUUUAAAAAUUUUUGGUCAUCGUUCGAAAUCCUUAUGGAGAAUUUUCUGACCCUUUUGAGCCUUUUUUAUUAAUAAAUUUUUUAAUUUUUCAGAUUUUUUCGGUUCAAUUUCUUUUUCUUGGAAUUUUCUCGAAGUCUGUGGAAACAAAAUGGUUUGGAAUCGUUACGAACGCCGUCAUUCCACUUGGCGCAACAACGAAGUUUUUCGAUUAAAUGUUGGAGGAAAAUCUUUUUGUUUUCGCCCGGAUACUGUGCUGGAUCAUAGAGAACCCAAUUCUUUAUUGGCUCGUUUAGUCCGGUUGGAGCAUCAUCAACGCCUUAUGCUUACAGACGGAUUUCAACAUGGAGAAUAUUAUUUGGAAAGAAACUCAAAAGUUGCUGAACAUGUGUUAGACUAUUUUCUUACAGGUAAGCUUCACAAACCUCCCGAAAUUUGCCCUCAACGAUUCAGUGAAGAAUUGCUGUUUUGGAGGUUAACUAGAGUUGAGCUGGCCCCCUGCUGUUCUGUUUUGACGGAUACUCAACAAAAGUUGAAACGUACAUUGGACACUGAACGUCAACUUGAUCAGGUUAAUUGUUGUCGUGGUCUUCGCAAAGUUAUUUGGCAUUUACUUGAAAGCCCUUCCUCUUCUCUUUUCUCAAAAUUAUUUACCCUGCUAUCAGUGAUUUUUAUUGUGGCUUCUGUUGUUGGUCUGGUACUUGGUUCAAUGCCUGAAUUUCAGGCUGAUUCUCGCUUUGCUGAUUCUUACCAUGCUUUGUUGGGAGCAAGGAAAGGUUACAGUUCUAGCAAUUUAAAUGAAAAUAAUAUGACAACUACAACAAUGCCAACAACAUUAAAAAUGAAAAAAAUGAAGUUACCUGUGGGCAGAGAAAAAUUUAAAGAAAAUAAAAAUGGAAGUAAUUUUGUGGAGAGAGCAACAACUACAAGGCCGAGUAGGAAGGAAUCUCCUCCACCAUCACCACAAGUCUUUAUUUAUCGUCCAACAGAUAAUCCACAAAGAUGGUUGGUAAUUCUUGAAAAUUGUUGUAUUGCCUGGUUUACAAUGGACUUUCUUUUACGUUUGUUGGUAGCUCCUCGUCGAUGGCUAUUUCUUCGGCAACCUUUAAAUUUAAUUGAUUUAUUUACUGUUUUACCAUUUUAUUGUGAAUUGGCACUUUCACAAAUGGGUGUUUCUAAUACGGAAGGUUUAAAAGAUUUUGCAGGAGCAAUGCUUGUUAUGCGUGUUUUACGCGUUUUAAGAAUGGCAAGAGUAUUUAAAUUGGCUAGAUAUUCAACUGGACUUCAAGUUUUUGGUGCAACUUUGAGAACUUCAUUGAGGGAGCUUUGUAUGUUGUCAAUGUUUUUGCUUUGUGGAACAAUUUUCUUUUCGACGUUAAUGUAUUAUGCAGAAAAAGAUGAACCUGGAUCUGAUUUUAAAAGUAUACCGGCUGCUUGUUGGUGGUGUAUUAUAACAGUAACAACUGUUGGUUAUGGAGAUUGUCAAAUUUUAAGUUGGGUUGGAAAACUAAUUGCUGGUUUAUCUUCUGUUUUUGGAAUUAUAAUCCUUGCUUUCCCUAUUUCUAUGGUGGUUGAAAAUUUUGCUGUGGCGCAACAAAAAUUAAAGUUGGAAAAUCAAUUGAAAGAAGGUGAGUAAAAUUAAAUUUUAAUUAAAUUUCUACUCCUUGGGAUCGGAAAGGGUCAUAUAAUAAUUUAAAAAUUUUUUUCAUUUUAAAAAAUUGGGCACUAACAAAGGAGAGUGCCUGGGGUGUCCGCGGGACUUCGGCAUGAAAUUUUGCAGACAGAUAGAUCUUACCCUACUAUAGUCAUACCCAACUUAUUUUCCGCUAAAUGGUACAGUGGGCCAAGUUAUAAGCCCCCAAAAUUUAAGGAUCCCCCACAGUUUUCUUUCUUAUAUAUAAAUAAUUUCUUUUUAUUAACUAAUGUGUUCGGCCUUGGCGCAGUG
Molecule: messenger RNA, 2363 nt
Organism: Meloidogyne enterolobii
Lineage: Eukaryota; Metazoa; Nematoda; Chromadorea; Rhabditida; Meloidogynidae
Source: the annotation of a GenBank genome assembly